AUGGAUCUCCAUCCAGACCCCCUCCAUGCUGGGGUCACCAAGCGGAUCCGACAAGCUUGUGCGAGCUGUCGGCGAAGGAAGACUAAAUGUUCUGGAGAGCGGCCACUUUGCUCCCAUUGCCGGCGAAAUCGCCAGCGGUGUGUUUACGAGCCCUACUCGAUGACGAUUGGCGAUGUUCCUAUGGAUGCCUUCAGGAGCUGGGGAUUUGAUCUAAUGGUGUUGCAGACCGAGUUAUUGCAUCGGAUCAACAGACUUGAGUCUCGCCUCGCCGAGCUGACUGAUCGAUCCCUGUCCCAAGCCGCUCUGGUGGAUCCCGUUCCAUCCGCUCCCCGCUUCAACAGUGAACAUUUUUCCCUCCCUCCGCUCCCGGUAUUGCAGUCCGUCAUUGAAACCUUCUUUGUCCAUGUCCAUAACCAGCCGUACUCGUACAUCCAAGAGGCGUCCUUCCGACAGAAACUGGAGACCGAUACCUUGCCCAAUUGUCUUCUGUUGGCCGUUUUAGCUUCUGCCGUCCGCUUUUCAUCGCACGAAUAUUACGGGGGACAGAGACUGGAGGCAACCGAAGUGUAUGCCAGGGAGUCAUGGAUGUCUGUCCUUAUGGAACAUCUGAUGGCGGCGGAUAACCUCAAUCUCGAGGUAGUACAGGCAGUCAAUAUGCUUGCAAUCGUGGAUUAUACAGCGGGCCGAGUUAGCUCUGCAUGGUUGAAGAUCGGUUUAGCGGCACGGGUUUCUCAAGAUUUGCGCCUAAUGGCAGAACCCUCUGGUUUUCUCUCCUUUACCGAACAGGAAGAGAGGCGAAGGCUGUUUUGGUCCGGCUAUCUAUUGGAUAGGCUUAUCUCCUGUGGUAAAUCACGACCCCUAGCUAUCCAUGACGAUGAUUGCAAUGUCCAGCUCCCGUGCGAUGAGGAGUCAAUCCAGAUGAUGGGACAGCGGCAGAAUACCCAUACGCUGCAUGAGCUGCUUUCGUGGGAUUCCAAGACAAAUGAUAGUCCCAGUCCUUUCGGCCUCGUGAUUCUGAUGGCGUCAAUCUUCGGACGGUGCACAAGAUACGUCCAUCGGGACCUGAUCCCGGAGCGGAUGCCCCCAUGGGAUACGACAUCGGAAUUCUCCAGCAUCAACUCUCUACUCCUGCUCACGGAGUCCUACUUCAAGAGGGACCAGGCUUCCCUUUUCGGGUAUAUCUACGAAGCGAAGCGUUCGCCUCAAUCGCAGGCUGGGCACCUUAUUUUUGCCCACACUCUGUUCCAUUUAUGCCACUGUUUGCUCAACCACCCUUUUCUAAUUCGAUUACGUUUGAAGCCGUUUCGGUCAAAGAUCCCGGAAAGUUUUGCAAUUCGUACCCUCCAAACAGGGAGCGAUCACGCGAGGCAACUAUUGGACCUUCAUCGCGAAGCUACGCAAUCCGGAUAUUUAGUGCAAUCUUCAUUCUACCCGUAUUGUAUUGUUAUCGCAGGAGGCAUAGAGUCUUUAGUCUUCCAUUCCGAGGAAUCAAGGACUGGUCUUCCAUCCUCGCAACCAUCACAGCAUUUCAGUCACAGUGUCAAUACUUUGGAGUCACUCGGCAACUUUUGGGCGCAUGCCGCGAAUAUGGCAAUCAGGCUUCGCGAAUUCCAUGCCCAGGCACAGACGUUCCCGGCCCUCCUUGAUGCUGAUUCUUUAGCAGAGGACCUUAACGCCACUGUUGAAGAGGCGCUUUGGUCCAUGAUUGACUAUGGAGUCGUUGGAGCGGGGACGGGCCCAACACCCGUUGCUCGUAGAAAUUCCCUGUCUCAUCUAGCCUCUCCUUCAUCGUGGGCUCUUGGAUCAGAAAUAUUCUCCGCUCCCCUGGAGGGAUUUGACGGAGCGAAUACGCAUCUACUCGAUCCAGUGGCAACCCCAACACAUUUUGAUCAGGUUAACAAUAUUCUUGACUCUACCAAUUCCCAUCCAAUUUGA
Aspergillus ochraceoroseus IBT 24754 is the source of this 1935-nucleotide messenger RNA. RefSeq lists its product as uncharacterized. The record is from RefSeq and is a predicted model, not a curated record. Bases 1 to 1935 code for a protein of 644 amino acids. Gene Ontology annotation, cellular component: nucleus. Lineage: Eukaryota; Fungi; Ascomycota; Eurotiomycetes; Eurotiales; Aspergillaceae. Gene Ontology annotation, biological process: DNA-templated transcription; regulation of DNA-templated transcription. The transcript has 7 exons. Gene Ontology annotation, molecular function: DNA binding; DNA-binding transcription factor activity, RNA polymerase II-specific; zinc ion binding.